This is a messenger RNA of Drosophila willistoni, 779 nucleotides long. Its product is annotated as vitellin-degrading protease. The record is from RefSeq and is a predicted model, not a curated record. Bases 1 to 762 code for a protein of 253 amino acids. Gene Ontology annotation, molecular function: serine-type endopeptidase activity. Gene Ontology annotation, biological process: proteolysis. The transcript has a single exon. NCBI's taxonomy places the organism in Eukaryota, Metazoa, Arthropoda, Insecta, Diptera, Drosophilidae.
AUGUUAUCAGUUAAAAGUCUUAUUCCUGUGCUUGGACUGCUUCUUACUCUGUCUGGUAAUGUCUCCUUUUUUGCUGAUGCCAUCAUUGGCAGUCAUUUUGCUGUUGACGGACAGUUUCCUUAUCAGAUUGCCUUGAUAUACGACGGUAAACAAAAAUGUGGUGGUUCUGUGGUCACAAAGCACAUGAUCCUUACCGCUGCCCAUUGUGUUACUGGAUCACAUCUGAAACUUUUGAAGAUUAUUGUCGGGAACAUUUUUUGGAAAUCCGUCAAUGCACAAAUCUUCGAUGUUCAAGAAAUCAUCGUUCAUCCAAAUUUCAGCUUUGAUACCAAAGAUUACGAUAUUGCAUUGGUUCGGUUGAAUAAACCACUUAUAUUCGAUAAAAAUGUGCGACCAAUUCGUUUGGCUCCUGCUGGUCAAAAUUACAAGGAAAAUUUAACAACAAUUGUCAGCGGAUUCGGAGAUAUCAAUGCACGUAAGGAUAGGCUAAGUGAUUUGAAGUAUGCACUCAUACAGCUAUGGGGUCGUAGAUAUUGCAAUAGUGCCAAUAUUCCUGAACUAACGGAUCGCAUGAUCUGCGCAGGAGAUCCACUUGGAAGGCAAGGUCCAUGUGAGGGAGAUUCCGGUGGCCCAUUAACUUUGCAUGGCCAUCAAAUUGGAAUUGUCUCGUGGGGAUACGGAUGUGGCAGGGCGUAUAGACCGUCCAUAUUUACAUAUGUGCCUUAUCUUCGUCAAUGGAUCGAUGCAAAUAUCCAUGAUUAAAUUUAUAAAAAAAUAUA